AAAAGAAAAAACACACCUAAAUUGUCUCCUUCUUCCCUCUUCUAAAUAGAACGGCAACACGAAGUCAGAGUUUCCUCCGCUAAACUCACUCCUUCUUCGUCGCGAUGACCAUGGCGACGAACGAGGCUGGUAUGGGGAACACGGUGAUGUGUCUGUUAACAGACCCAGAAGGAACUCAUUUGGGCUCUGCCAUGUAUAUUCCUCAGAGUGCUGGUCCUUUGCAGCUUACUCAGCUCGUCAAUAACUUCCUCAACAACGAGGAGAAGUUACCUUACAGUUUCUAUGUAUCAGACGAAGAGCUUCUUGUACCUGUAGGAACUUACUUGGAGAAAAACAAUGUGUCUGUGGAGAACGUUUUGAAGAUUGUUUAUCAACAACAAGCUGUCUUUCGAAUUCGUCCAGUUAAUCGUUGCUCACAAACAAUUGCUGGUCACGCGGAAGCUGUUCUUUGUGUCUCGUUUAGUCCUGAUGGUAAGCAGUUAGCAAGUGGUUCAGGUGAUACUACUGUCAGGCUUUGGGAUCUCAACACUGAAACUCCAUUGUUUACUUGCAAAGGACAUAGGAAUUGGGUUCUCUCAGUUGCUUGGUCUCCUGAUGGUAAGCAUCUCGUGAGUGGUAGUAAAAGCGGUGAAAUCUGUUGUUGGAAUACAAAGAAAGGAGAACUUGAUGGCAGUCCACUUACGGGUCACAAGAAAUGGAUUACUGGUAUCUCAUGGGAACCAGUCCACCUUAGCUCUCCAUGCCGUCGAUUUGUAACUUCUAGCAAAGAUGGGGAUGCAAGGAUUUGGGAUGUUACACUGAAGAAAUCUUUGAUUUGUCUCAGUGGACACACACUCGCUGUUACUUGUGUCAAAUGGGGAGGAGAUGGGAUUAUUUACACAGGUUCCCAAGAUUGUACGAUAAAGAUGUGGGAGACUACUCAGGGGAAGCUCAUUCGUGAAUUGAAGGGGCAUGGGCAUUGGGUUAACUCCCUUGCAUUGAGCACAGAAUACGUUCUUCGAACAGGAGCUUUUGACCACACUGGAAGACAGUAUCCUCAAAAUGAAGAAAUGAAAAAGGCGCUUGAAAGAUACAACAAAACAAAAGGGGAUUCCCCUGAAAGAUUAGUGUCAGGUUCUGAUGAUUUCACUAUGUUCCUUUGGGAACCAUCUGUUAGCAAACAACCUAAAAAGCGCUUGACCGGUCAUCAACAGCUUGUAAAUCAUGUCUACUUCUCACCUGAUGGGAAAUGGAUUGCAAGUGCUUCCUUCGAUAGAUCUGUUAGGUUAUGGAACGGUAUCACAGGACAGUUCGUCACAGCUUUCCGGGGACAUGUUGGACCUGUGUAUCAGGUCAGCUGGUCUGCAGACAGUAGAAUGCUUUUGAGUGGCAGUAAAGACUCUACUCUCAAGAUAUGGGAAAUUAGGACGAAAACAUUGAAACAAGAUCUUCCUGGUCAUGCAGAUGAGGUUUUCGCUGUGGAUUGGAGUCCAGAUGGUGAGAAAGUAGUCUCGGGUGGUAAAGACAGAGUUUUAAAGCUAUGGAAGGGUUAAAAGAAAUGAGCAUUGUGGAGUUUUUGUUUACUAAACCAAUCAUAUAUUUAUUAUUUACAAAUUUAACUCUUUCAACUUGAUUUGUUUUUGCACUGAGAGGCCGGUUUUGUAUCCCUAUGCUUCUUUAUGAGCUAGUAAAAAAAAAAACUUUGAAAACGUUCAUGCACAUCAUAUGUGUUGUAAUUUGUAAAUAAUUAGUCAAAAACUCAAAAGCCUGGGGUAUAUUUUGGAAAAGAAAAAAAAAGUUUUCAUUCUGUU
Molecule: messenger RNA, 1790 nt
Organism: Thlaspi arvense
Lineage: Eukaryota; Viridiplantae; Streptophyta; Magnoliopsida; Brassicales; Brassicaceae
Source: the annotation of a GenBank genome assembly